AUGGACAAAGAUUUGGGGUCAGAGUCCAAUCUUCCACCUGGAUCAAUUGAUAAGUCCAGGGUUUUGGAUUUGAAGCCGUUGAGAUGUCUUGUCCCGGUAUUCCCAACCGCACCUGGUAUGUCAUCUAUCUCAAGUCCCCAGCCAGCACCCUUUGUGUGUGUUCCACCGACUGGUCCUUUCCCAUGUGGGGUCCAACCAUUUUACCCAUUCGUGGUUCCAAGUUCUUCUCAACACACCACAUCAAGUGUCCCCGACCAAGCAGGGAAAUUCGGUUGUGGGACCCAUAGACAGUCUCCUGUUCCACUGAAUUCCUUUAGAACUCUGAUAAACCCAGCGAAAGGUCGAAUGAAGCAAUCUAAUAGGACUGCUACUUAUGCAUCAGGAAGCGUAUCUGUAGAAGAUGGGUAUACUGAUUCUCAGAAUCAGAGUGAUGUGGAGAAUGCCAGCAAUUCAGGGAAACGAAAUGGCCGGCCAAGGAAGAAAAGAGACAGCAAUGGAGACAACGUUGUUGAGACGAUAGUUAAUAACCUUAUCACUUCAUUUAAGCUUAACGAAUUGGAUGAUUUUAGAAGAACCAGUGGCGACAAGGAGGUAGCUGGUACGAUACUCUUGGUAUUUGAUUUGGUCAGGAGAAGGCUUACUCAAAUUGAAGAAGCAUCUCCUGUGAUUUCUAAACAUCCGAACCUGACGGCUGGUACAGUUUUGAUGGCCAAAGGUGUUAGGACAAAUAGCACAAAGAGGAUCGGGCAUGUACCUGGAGUUGAAGUGGGCGAUAUUUUCUUCUUUAGAAUGGAGCUAUGUAUAGUGGGGUUACAUGCUCCAAUUAUGGCUGGGAUAGAUUAUAUGGGUGCCAAACUUACCAUGAAUGAAGAACCUUUGGCCGUCAGCAUUGUCUCAUCUGGAGGAUAUGAUGAUCAGGGCGGCGAUGGAAAUGUGUUGAUUUACACUGGCCAGGGCGGAGUGCAGAGGAAAGACGGGCAAGUGUUUGAUCAGAAACUUGAAAGAGGGAAUCUUGCUUUGGAGAAGAGUCUGCAUAAGGCCAGUGAGAUAAGAGUCAUACGGGGUGUAAAGGAUGUUAGCUGUUCGAAUGGGAAGAUCUAUGUUUAUGACGGCCUUUACAAAAUUGAGGAGUCAUGGAUAGAAAAAAAUAAGUCAGGAUGUAAUGUUUUCAAGUACAAAUUGAUUAGAAAACCCGGGCAACCUGAAGCAUUUACGUUGUGGAAAUCAAUUCAGCAAUGGAAGUAUGGAAACGCCUCAAGGAGUGGGUUCAUCCUUCCUGAUAUAACAUCAGGUGCAGAGAGUCUGCCGGUCUCUCUUGUGAAUGAAGUUGAUGAUGAAAAUGGACCUGCUUACUUCAGAUACAGUCCUAUACUCAAGCACUCGAAGCCAUUUUCUGCUCCUAAGCCUUUUUCAGGCUGUCAUUGCCUGAAUGGAUGUCAACCAGGCAGUAGUAGCUGCCCUUGCAGCCAGAGAAAUGGGGGAUAUCUCCCUUAUACAUCAGUCAGUGUCCUAAUGUCUUACAGCUCCUUGAUACAUGAGUGUGGCCCUACCUGUGCGUGUCCUCCUAACUGCAGGAACCGAAUAUCUCAAGCUGGUCUGAAGGUACGUCUGGAAGUUUUUAAAACGAAGAAUAGAGGAUGGGGACUUAGGUCCUGGGAUCCCAUUCGGGCAGGUGGAUUUAUUUGUGAGUAUGCAGGGGAUGUCGUUGAUGCAUCUAGGAUAGGUGAUUUCGGGAAUGAAAACGAAGAUAAUUAUAUUUUUGAUUCGACUCGCAACUAUAAACCAUUGGGAUCUGUACAUGAUGAUUCUAAUGGUUCUUUAAAAGUCCCAUUUCCCCUCAUUAUAAUUGCAAAAAAUAAUGGCAAUGUAGCUCGUUUCAUGAACCAUAGUUGUUCGCCAAAUGUGUGUUGGCAGCCAGUUUUACUUGAAAGUAAUAGCAAUGCACACGUCCAUGUUGCUUUUUUCGCCAUCAGACAUAUUCCUCCAAUGCAAGAGUUAACAUAUGAUUAUGGGAUGGUUUCAUCUGAGAAAGGAAUCCAUGGAAGAAAAAAGUGCUCUUGUGGAUCGGUGAAAUGCAGAGGCCACUUCUAUUGA
Messenger RNA from Fraxinus pennsylvanica, 2094 nucleotides. The record is from the annotation of a GenBank genome assembly. Lineage: Eukaryota; Viridiplantae; Streptophyta; Magnoliopsida; Lamiales; Oleaceae.